Messenger RNA from Silurus meridionalis, 2423 nucleotides. It is a transcript of the gene heca, whose product is annotated as hdc homolog, cell cycle regulator. The coding region runs from base 485 to 2134 and encodes 549 amino acids. The transcript has 4 exons. NCBI's taxonomy places the organism in Eukaryota, Metazoa, Chordata, Actinopteri, Siluriformes, Siluridae. The record is from RefSeq and is a predicted model, not a curated record.
UCUCUUCCGUACUGGGGACGAGGGGGGCGUGUCCUGUUCUGACGUCACCUGUCGAGGGUGGAGGAAACUGGCUGUGUUUUCAGAGCAGGAAUCAAAACAAGGCAUGGACACGCCUUCUUGUGCUUCUUCUUCUUCUUCUGGUUCUUCUUCUGCUUCUGCUUCAUGGUGCACCUCGACUGUCAAAAUCAAAAUGGUCAGCGAGACAACGACGACCACCGCGGCGCUCCUGCUCCUGCUGAUGAAGAUGAGGAUGAAGAUCAGCGGUGCUUGAUGUCUACAUAUAUAGACAGAUUUUUAGAGGUGUAGAUUAGAGAUAAAGGCUCGUGUGUGUGUGUGUGCGUGUGUGUGUGUGUGUGUGUGUGUGUCUGUUGCGGUAAUGACGCCGCCGGACGCCUGACGUGAGUGUUUCCUGCGCGUCCGAGACGGAGAGCGAGAAAACGCGCACGCACGCACCACCACCACCAUCAUCAUCAUCAUCAUCAUCAUGCCGAGCCAGAAGAGCAACAAGGGGAAGAGGAGCAAGCGCACUAACAGUAGUGGAGAUGAGCAGGAAAAUGGAGCCUCUGCAGGAGCAGCAGGAGGAGCUGGAGGAGGAGGAGGAGGAGGAGCAGCAGGAGGAGCUGGAGCUGGAGGAGGAGGUGGAGGUGGUGGAAGCGGAAGCGUAGGAGGAGGAAGCUCUGCGUUAGUAGGAGCCACAGCCGCUCCACCGAGCGAUAAACGAGAAGCGGCAUGUGCGACGCCACUCGUGUGCAGUUUGGGCCGUGCCGUCGACCUUGAUAAGGAUGACUACCAGCGGGUCUUGUGCAACAGCGAGCACUGUCCUUAUGGCAACUGGAUGCACCUUCAGUGCUUUUACGAGUGGGAAAGCAGCAUCCUGGUGCAGUUCAACUGCAUCGGCCGCGCGCGUAGCUGGAACGAGAAGCAGUGCCGGCAGAACAUGUGGACCAAGAAGGGCUACGACCUGGCCUUUCGCUUCUGCUCCUGUCGCUGCGGUCAGGGCCACUUGAAGAAAGACACCGACUGGUACCAGGUCAAGCGCAUGCAGGACGAGCGCAAGAAGAAGGUGGUGACUGAGAAAAGUAGCGCUAAGGCCAGCGGAGGUGUGCCAGGUGGAGGAGGCGGAGUGGAGGCUUUAGAGGAUCUAAAGAAAAGCAAGUCGUCCAACAAACUUCCCCACCGCGGCUCCAACCAGGACCUUUCCCGCCGCCAAUCGGUGGAUCGGCAGAACUCUCAAGAAAGGAGCCACCCGGUUACCAGCAUGGGGGCGAGCCUGAUUGUGCGCUCGCCCACCGACUCCCCCGGCCAGUCCCCACCCCUCGGCUUCUCGUUCUUCACGCCUCAAUCCAUCGGCGCCCCGCGCAGUUCGCGGCACCUGGGUGAGUUCCUUAAAAACGCUGUGCACAUGGAAGGCAACAGGAAGCACUUGCUGGUGGGACAUGUGGCCAGUCGGGGAAGUCUUCAAACGGAUCAAGGGGCUGGCGCUUUGUGCCUCCCCCGACUCACUCAGGGCGACGGCACGCCGGUGCAGUUCUUGCGGAGGCUGGACCUCUCCGAGCUGCUGGCGCACAUCCCGCGGCACAAGCUCAACACCUACCACGUGCGCAUGGAGGACGACGCUCAGGCCGGGCAGGGCGAGGACUUGAGGAAGUUCAUCCUCUCUGCGCUCAGCGCGAGCCACCGCAACGUGGUCCAUUGCGCCCUGUGCCACCGCAUGCUGCCCAUCUUUGAGCAGUUCCCGCUGGUGGAUGGAACGCUGUUUCUCAGCCCAUCUCGGCACGACGAGAUCGAGUAUGAUGUCCCGUGUCACUUACAAGGGAGGCUGAUGCACCUGUAUGCCAUCUGCGUGGACUGUCUGGAGGGCGUGCACAAAAUCGUGUGUAUAAAGUGCAAAUCCCGAUGGGACGGAAGCUGGCACCAGUUGGGUACUAUGUAUACCUACGACAUUCUGGCUGCUUCACCUUGCUGUCAGGCCAGACUAAACUGUAAGCACUGUGGGAAGCCUGUAAUCGAUGUGCGAGUGGGGAUGCAGUAUUUCUCUGAGUACAGUAACGUACAGCAGUGUCCUCACUGCGGAAACCUUGACUAUCACUUCGUCAAGCCGUUCUCCUCCUUCAAAGUCCUCGAGGCUUAUUGACAAAAGUUCCCUGUGCAUGCUAGUUUCCUUCACUUUCGUUCUUUCUUUCUUUCUCUUUUUUUCUAGGAAAUUUUACUUUUCAGUCUCUCUUUAAUUUUAAUGUAAUCACAUAGGAUGGAGACAGGAAGUGCUUCAGUAUUACUGACACUCAUCAGACGCUCUCAUCCGCCAUUUACAGACACACGAGCGAGAAUAAAUACUGUGACAAGUGAAUGUAUCUGUAUAUGCCAAAUUCACCCUUUUGUACAAAGAAUAAGAUAAAAAAAAAUAAAACACAUCAAAUCAGUUA